Molecule: messenger RNA, 1041 nt
Organism: Striga hermonthica
Lineage: Eukaryota; Viridiplantae; Streptophyta; Magnoliopsida; Lamiales; Orobanchaceae
Source: the annotation of a GenBank genome assembly
AUGGCGGGAAGUAAUGAGCUGAACGUCAGCGAGUCUAAGAGAGUUGUCCCUCUCAACACAUGGAUCCUCAUAUCCAACUUCAAGCUAGCCUACAACAUGCUCCGCCGGCCAGACGGCACUUUCAACCGUGACCUCAACGAAUUUCUCGACCGUAAAGUCCCUUCAAACGCCAAUCCCGUCGAUGGCAUCUACUCCUUCGACGUCAUCCUCGACCGCACCACCAAUCUCCUCAACCGCGUCUACAUGCCCUCCUCCGGCCAACCCCGCCACGUCAGCAUCCUUGAGCCGGACGCCCCUCUCAGCUCCUCCGAGGUCAUCCCCGUCGUAAUAUUCUUCCAUGGGGGAAGUUUCGUCCACUCGUCGGCCAACAGCGCCAUCUACGACACCUUCUGCCGGCGCCUAGCCUCCACCCUCGGGGCAGCGGUUGUAUCGGUCGACUACCGCCGCUCGCCGGAGCACCGGUACCCUUGCGCGUAUGACGACGGGUGGGCCUCCCUCAUGUGGGCCCAAUCCAGGUCGUGGCUCAAAAGCGGGGAAGAAGGUAACCACAAGGUUCAUGUCUAUCUGGCGGGGGACAGCUCGGGCGGAAAUAUUGCUCACCAUGUGGCGGUUCGUGCUGCGAACGAGAACGUGGAGGUGCUCGGAAGCAUCCUUCUGCACCCGCUGUUCGGAGGGCAAGAAAGGACAGAAUCGGAAAAGAGGCUGGACGGGAAGUACUUCGUGAGGAUUCAGGACCGUGAUUGGUACUGGCGUGCGUAUUUGCCGGAAGGGGAGGAUAGGGAUCACCCAGCCUGCAAUGUGUUUGGGCCGAGGGGUCGGGCCUUAGACGGGCUGAAUUUCCCCAAGAGUCUCGUGGUGGUGGCUGGGUUGGAUUUAUUGCAGGAUUGGCAGCUGAGGUAUGUGGAGGGGUUGAGGAAGUAUGGGCAUGAAGUGAAACUGCUUUAUCUGGAGAAGGCAAGCAUCGGGUUUUAUUUCCUGCCGAACAACGAUCAUUUUCCGGCGCUGAUGGACGAGAUGAAAAGUCUCUGGUGGUUGGUAUGA